Messenger RNA from Candidula unifasciata, 1047 nucleotides. NCBI's taxonomy places the organism in Eukaryota, Metazoa, Mollusca, Gastropoda, Stylommatophora, Geomitridae. The record is from the annotation of a GenBank genome assembly.
AUGGCAGUGACACACGUUACUGCUUCUGCUUUUAUAAGUCUUAUGUUGGCAAUGCUGCCGCCAGUUGAUGGUCACGCUCGUCUUUGGGAACCCCCGGGAAGAAGCACCAUGUGGAGAAGAGAGUUUGGGACUCCGGUUAACUACCAAGACAAUGAGUUGUUUUGUGGUGGUUUUGAGCAUCAGGUGCAGCUAGGCUACAAGUGUGGAGUGUGUGGCGACCCCUUCGAUGGGAGGAGGGACAACGAAGCCGGGGGCAAGUAUGCCACCGGAGUUAUCACCAGGACCUACAGGCAGGGUCAAAAUGUGACCUUUCAGGUUGACCUUACAGCAAAUCAUAAAGGUUACUUUGAGUUCAAGAUCUGUCCAACCAACGACCCGAAGAAACAAGAGACGCAAGAAUGCUUCGACCCGUACCCGCCUGACAAUGCUUUGAGGAGUAUCAGCGUGACUCUUCCAAAGGAUCUCACCUGCGAGUUUUGUGUUCUCCAGUUUCGUUAUCACGCAGGCAAUAGUUGGGGCACCGACCCUGAUGGAAAGUCAUGCAUCGGAUGCGGUAAUCAAGAAGAAUUCUACGGUUGUUCAGACAUACGAAUUCUUCCUCAUAGCUCAUCACAGCCUGUCAUCGAAGAACCAGUCAAAGAAGCACCCAAAUACACAGCUACAACCACCAAUUCAUAUCCUAGUGAGCGAACAACGACUAUGUCUACUGACAGUUCUAGAAAGUACGAUCGUGUUUACAAUGGGGCUGAGAAUGAUGCUUCGAAUUACCUACAGUCCCCAGAUGACAGAAGCAUAAAUGGGGAUAAUAUCGUUUGCCGAGGUGUGGGACACUAUACGGACCUUGACGAAUGGUGUCAACUGAACUGUCAGUUAGGUCAUUGUCCAGAAACGCACUGUCAGUGUGACAAAUUCCAGUACAUGCAUGGCACUAAGCGGGAAACGGGAUGCAGAGCUGCAGGUGGGUUUGCCAGUGUUCAGGGUUACGAUACAUGGUGUCGGGAUAACUGUGCAAGAGGACAUUGCCCAAGCUCUUUGUGUAUUUGCUGA